Molecule: messenger RNA, 2496 nt
Organism: Procambarus clarkii (red swamp crayfish)
Lineage: Eukaryota; Metazoa; Arthropoda; Malacostraca; Decapoda; Cambaridae
Source: RefSeq, a predicted model, not a curated record
AUGAGCAUGCCCACCUCUUUCCCCUCCCCUCCCCAAUCUCCAAGCACUUUAUCUAAUGUUAUUAGCAAGUCUGGUUUCAGGACCAAGUCCCCUGCACGACCCAGACACCAGAACUACUCGGGAGAAGCCCCAGAAAGGAGGGCACUCGAGCCCCACGGAGAAGAGAACUCUGGCGCUGACCUGGCCACAUAUAGUGACCUGGCCACGUAUAGUGACCUUGCCACGUAUAGUGUCCUGGCCACGUAUAGUGACCUGGCCACGUGUAGUGACCUGGCCACAUAUAGUGACCUGGCCACGUGUAGUGACCUGGCCACGUGUAGUGACCUGGCCACAUAUAGUGACCUGGCCACAUAUAGUGACCUGGCCACAUAUAGUGACCUGGCCACGUGUAGUGACCUGGCCACAUAUAGUGACCUGGCCACGUAUAGUGACCUUGCCACGUAUAGUGACCUGGCCACGUAUAGUGACCUGGCCACAUAUAGUGACCUGGCCACAUAUAGUGACCUGGCCACAUAUAGUGACCUGGCCACAUAUAGUGACCUGGCCACGUAUAGUGACCUGGACACGUAUAGUGACCUGGCCACUUGUUAUAGUGACCUGGCCACAUAUAGUGACCUUGCCACGUAUAGUGACCUGGCCACAUAUAGUGACAUGGCCACAUAUAGUGACCUGGCCACAUAUAGUGACCUUGCCACGUAUAGUGACCUGGCCACAUAUAGUGACCUGGCCACAUAUAGUGACCUGGCCACAUAUAGUGACCUGGCCACAUAUAGUGACCUUGCCACGUAUAGUGACCUGGCCACAUAUAGUGACCUGGCCACAUAUAGUGACCUUGCCACUGACCUGGCCACAUAUAGUGACCUUGCCACGUAUAGUGACCUGGCCACAUAUAGUGACCUGGCCACAUAUAGUGACCUGGCCACAUAUAGUGACCUUGCCACGUAUAGUGACCUGGCCACAUAUAGUGACAUGGCCACGUAUAGUGACCUGGCCACAUAUAGUGACCUGGCCACGUAUAGUGACCUGGCCACGUAUAGUGACCUGGCCACAUAUAGUGACCUGGCCACAUAUAGUGACCUGGCCACAUAUAGUGACAUGGCCACAUAUAGUGACCUGGCCACGUAUAGUGACCUGGCCACGUAUAGUGACCUGGCCACAUAUAGUGACCUUGCCACGUAUAGUGACCUGGCCACAUAUAGUGACCUGGCCACAUAUAGUGACCUGGCCACAUAUAGUGACCUGGCCACAUAUAGUGACCUGGCCACAUAUAGUGACCUGGCCACAUAUAGUGACCUUGCCACGUAUAGUGACCUGGCCACAUAUAGUGACCUGGCCACAUAUAGUGACCUGGCCACAUAUAGUGACCUGGCCACGUAUAGUGACCUGGCCACGUAUAGUGACCUGGCCACGUGUAGUGACCUGGCCACGUAUAGUGACCUGGCCACAUAUAGUGACCUUGCCACGUAUAGUGACCUGGCCACAUAUAGUGUCCUGGCCACAUAUAGUGACCUGGCCACAUAUAGUGACCUGGCCACGUAUAGUGACCUGGCCACUGACCUGGCCACAUAUAGUGACCUGGCCACAUAUAGUGACCUUGUUACGUAUAGUGACCUGGCCACGUGUAGUGACCUGGCCACGUAUAGUGACCUGGCCACAUAUAGUGACCUGGCCACGUGUAGUGACCUGGCCACGUAUAGUGACCUGGCCACAUAUAGUGACCUGGCCACGUAUAGUGACCUGGCCACAUAUAGUGACCUUGUUACGUAUAGUGACCUGGCCACAUAUAGUGACCUUGUUACGUAUAGUGACCUGGCCACGUGUAGUGACCUUGUUGCGUAUAGUGACCUGGCCACGUAUAGUGACCUGGCCACAUAUAGUGACCUGGCCACGUAUAGUGACCUGGCCACGUAUAGUGACCUGGCCACAUAUAGUGACCUGGCCACAUAUAGUGACCUUGUUACGUAUAGUGACCUGGCCACGUAUAGUGUCCUGGCCACAUAUAGUGACCUGGCCACGUAUAGUGACCUGGCCACGUGUAGUGACCUGGCCACGUGUAGUGACCUGGCCACGUAUAGUGACCUGGCCACGUAUAGUGACCUGGCCACGUGUAGUGACCUGGCCACGUGUAGUGACCUGGCCACGUAUAGUGACCUGGCCACGUGUAGUGACCUGGCCACGUGUAGUGACCUGGCCACGUGUAGUGACCUGGCCACGUGUAGUGACCUGGCCACGUGUAGUGACCUGGCCACGUGUAGUGACCUGGCCACGUGUAGUGACCUGGCCACGUGUAGUGACCUGGCCACGUAUAGUGACCUUUAUACACCCACGAGUCUUUAUUUAAAUCAAACGUGGAGGGAGAAUUCCAUAGGCUCGGAAAGUCAAUUAUUUUACCCAUAUUCUGCGUUCUUGAGUCCAUCCCCAGAGUCCACUCCAAGUGUGUGCGUGCUGACUACUGCCCUUCAUGCCUUGUAUGCCCCCGGGGGUCACGCGUCAUAG